This is a messenger RNA of Dissoconium aciculare CBS 342.82, 1059 nucleotides long. RefSeq lists its product as uncharacterized. Lineage: Eukaryota; Fungi; Ascomycota; Dothideomycetes; Mycosphaerellales; Dissoconiaceae. The record is from RefSeq and is a predicted model, not a curated record. Gene Ontology annotation, molecular function: metal ion binding. The transcript has a single exon. Bases 1 to 1059 code for a protein of 352 amino acids.
AUGGCCGCGACUGCAGCUACAGUAGCACCAACAUCGACUCUCUACACGCAAAAUACCAGUCCCUCCGCCAUAUACACAUCACGAGUCUCAAACUCGACCAGUCCGACGUUAUCAGACCCGAACUACCCAUACGUCAAUCGAGUCGGCUACAACCACGGACCUGCAAUGGCGCAGACUCCUCCUUCAGCCAACGUCUCGCCCACCGAGCAGGCGACAUAUCAGACACACCAACACAUCGCACCGCCUCGGCAACUGCGCCAACCUCGUCAACCUCUGUACACCCCCGCUGCCCUGCGACCUACCGAUCACAAACAUCAUGCUCGACCUACCGAUAUUCCUCCGCGACCACGCGCACCCGACACUCCGCCGGCGAGCAAGGAGAACAGCUUCGAUAGCGGCCACAGCAAGCACCGAAGGAAGUCUCCACCUACGCUGGAGCUUCCCGGAGCAUCCACCAGCGCUGAAUCGUUCCCAUCCUCCCUCUCUUCCAGCGAAACACUCAUCAGCCCGUCUGCACCUCGACGGAGCCUGACCUCUCCUUCACAAUCCUUCUCUAACGCACCGCCGCUUCCCACAUCGCGCUCGUCCUCUGCGGUCACCGGUCCUCCUACGACCGCGCACUGGAAGCCCGAUGUCUCCGCCACUGGCUGCAACAUCUGUCAGCAGCCCUUCCAUUGGUACCUCCGCCGACGUCACCACUGCCGACGCUGUGGCCAUGUCGUCUGUGCCGCAGACAGCGCCUACCAAGUCCCACUAGACCAACACGCACGCUUCCACGUCCGUGGCGCACCGAGCCGCGCCUGCAACGGAUGCUGGGACGAGUGGCGGACGCUCAACGUGCGACGAGCGGACGUCAGCCCGAGCGCCGGCGAGCAGGAGGAAGAGGAGGAAUACGACGAUGAGGAGGACGACUCCGAAGGCGAGGAUGGCGUGCCGAGCAGGCGACGAAGCAAUGGCAAGGCACUCUCCAUCCCGACCGGCUCGCCGAACAAGACGCGUGACAUGCGCGUCGGCAGCCUGGCACGUUCCGAGGGCGGCAUGGUGUGGAGCACCUUCUGA